GCACCAACGACUUGGAGGAAGUCCCCGGUGGGCGCUGCGAGGCGAGCCGGUCGGCCCCACACACUGCUUGCUCACUUUUUUUGCUCUUCGUGCAUCAGCUGGAGAAGCGAGCGGCGCAACACCGGCCGGGAGCGAGAGAGCGUCCAAAACUAUUCUUCUUGGCUCGGGGACAGCGCAAGAGACCUGAUGAUGAGGUGUUCCGCAGGGCUGGAGCGCUUUUUGUGCUGCUUCCUCGUUUUUGCAAGGCAGGCUGCAACGCAAUGGCCAGAAGACGGCGGCGUCACCCUCCUGCAGCUGAUCGGGGAUCCUCCUCCAAGUGACAUCGCACGAGUUUACGGGCCUGACUCCACUCCCGGCUACGUGUUUGGCCCCGAAGUCAACACGGGCCAGUUGGCUCGCGCCCACCUGCCCAGCCCGUUCUACCGGGACUUUUCCCUCAUCUUCAACUUGAAGCCUACGUCCGAUCGGGGCGGCGUGAUCUUCUCCGUCACGGACGCCACGCAGAAGAUCAUGUAUGUGGGCGUCAAACUGUCACCCGUGCAGGGCGGGAACCAGAACGUCAUCCUGUACUACACGGAGCCCGACUCUGAGCUGUCCUACGAGGCCGCCAGGUUCACCGUCCCUUCUCUGAGGGACACCUGGACCCGUUUUGCUCUCGCGGUGAAGGACGACAAGGUCAUGUUCUACCUCAACUGCAACAUAGAUCCUCAAGUCCAACGCAUCGAAAGGUCCCCUGAUGAGAUGGCGCUGGAAGCAGGCGCCGGGGUCUUUAUCGGGCAGGCCGGAGGCUCGGAUCCAAACAAGUUCCUGGGCGUGAUCAGCGAGCUGAGGGUGGUGGGAGACCCCCGUGCGGCCGAGAGGCAUUGCGAAGAAGACGAUGACGACGACGACGACGACGACGACAUGAGCUCGGGAGACGGAAGCGGUGAUGCGGAAGGCAGACGGUUGAAACCAUCCAUGGGAAAACACACCUGGACGCAGACGGCGCCGCCUGCGUUGAGGCCCAUUCAGCAACCGCCGGUCGCCAGGCAAGAGGAGACGUCGGCUGUGAGACACGCAGGAUCGGUUGGGGCCACAGGAGAGAAAGGCGAGCGAGGAGAAAAAGGGGAGCGUGGUGCAGUGGGGCCCAAAGGGGAUGCCGGAGACAGCAGAUCGCAGGGCGGAGUUUCAGGGGGGAAGGGAGAACCUGGAGAAAAGGGAGCAAAGGGCAACGCAGGUUUUGGCUACCAAGGAAAGAAGGGAGAACCCGGGCGCCCUGGCCUCCCGGGGCCUCCGGGACCGGCAGCAGACGUAACCGUGUGCAAAGAAGGCUCCGACGCUUCCUGCGUUCCUGGUGCUCGAGGACCACCGGGUGCCCCCGGUGCCCAGGGUCAACCGGGAGAAGACGGAGAACCAGGCGAUCCUGGUGAAGAUGGAAAAAAGGGUGCCGCCGGACCCCCGGGCUUCCCAGGAACCCCCGGCGAUCCUGGGCUGAAAGGAGAGAAGGGAGAGCGCGGCGAUGGUCAGCCUGGUCCCAGGGGCCCUCCAGGACCACCCGGCCCGGGAACCAGAUCUACUUAUGUGGACAUGGAAGGCUCGGGAUUCCCUGAUCUGGAAUCAGUUCGGGGACUGCCGGGCCCACCGGGACCACCCGGCCCACCCGGUGUUCCCGGUCUUGCCGCGGCAAACACGGCAUCGAGUUCGGGAGGAGUCGGACCGCCGGGACAAGAUGGCCAACCUGGCUUGCCUGGUUUACCGGGCGUUGAUGGCAAUCCUGGAUCGCCUGGUCCCAAAGGAGAAAAGGGUGACUCUGGUGUGCUCGGUCAUGCGGGACCAGUUGGACAGAAGGGAGCUCAAGGGGAUUCGGGUUUACCCGGACCAACAGGGGAGCCUGGGUUGGCCGGAUUACCCGGACCGAUGGGACCAGCCGGGCCACCUGGACCUGCCGGGCCACCCGGACCAAGAUACCGUGUUGGGUUUGACGACAUGGAGGGAUCCGGUGGCAUUUUCUCAAAUGGGCUCCCUGGUGCCCGAGGACCUGAAGGAAGACAGGGUCCACCUGGCCUGCCGGGACUUCCGGGUAAACCGGGCUUGCCGGGCCUGGUGGCUCAGAAGGGCAGCCAGGGUCCCGAAGGAAGAGACGGCCAACCGGGAUUGGACGGCUUCCCCGGAAUUCAGGGAGCGAAGGGUGACCGAGGCGACAGAGGAGAGCGGGGUGAACCGGGCCGUGAUGGAAAUGGAGUCCCCGGACCGCCGGGCCCACCAGGAUCGCCGGGACAGAUGGUCUACCGACCGUCGGACAAUUUUGACAGUGUGGUCGGCAGUGUUGGGCCUCAGGGAGGAGGUGGCGUGGUGGGUCGAGCCGGAUUUCCCGGUCCAAUGGGUCCAAAGGGUGACACGGGAGACCCGGGCCCUCCCGGUUACGGCUUUAAGGGCGAGAAAGGCGAGCCGGGUGUGGUCGUGGGCCCCGACGGGGGUCCGCUCUUUUCCACGGCUCUGAAAGGAGAUCGGGGCUCACCCGGACCUGUGGGACCACUUGGGCCGUACGGACCUCAAGGGAUUAAGGGUGAGAUCGGCAUGCCUGGGAGACCUGGUCGCCCUGGUGUCAACGGAUACAAGGGGGAGAAAGGAGAGCCGAGCUCUGGCUUUGGAUACCCGGGCGUUCCUGGUCCACCGGGACCGCCGGGACCGCCGGGACCUUCGAGCCCCCUGGAUCGCUUCCACUACGAUGGCACCUCCAGGAACUAUCCAGCCGUUAAAGGAGAAAAGGGCGAACGCGGCCUCCCUGGCGUCCCCGGAACAGUCUCCGAUUUUGAUAUUCACACGUUCAAGAAUGAGCUCAAGGGAGAACAUGGAGACCCGGGAGUGAAGGGAGAAAAGGGAGAGCCCGGUGGAUAUUAUGACCCUCGUUUUGGAGGACCUCAAGGGCCUCCUGGCAAGCCAGGCUUACCCGGUCCAAAGGGAGAUUCCAUAAGGGGUCCCCCCGGACCUCAAGGUCCACCCGGUCAAGCAGGGAUCGGUUACGAUGGGCGUCCAGGUCCUCCCGGACCACCUGGACCACCGGGACCGGCGACCUCUCCUUCGCUGCCUGGCGCCUUUUGGCCGAGUCAAACUGCCAAUGUACCGGGACCUCCCGGUCCUCCUGGCCCACCUGGAAGUCCUGGACACUCAUCUGGAAUUACAGUUCUCAGGUCCUACGACACCAUGCUGGCCACCGCCAGACGGCAGGCCGAGGGCAGCCUCGUCUACAUCCUGGACAAAGCCGACCUCUAUUUGAGAGUCCGCGGUGGAUUGCGCCAAGUCAUGCUUGGAGAUUACCAACCCUUCUUCAGAGAUUUGGAAAACGAGGUGGCGGAGCUUCAGCCUCCGCCCGUCAUCUCGUACCCGCAGUCGCACGGCCAAAGCAACGGAGCCGGCCACUACUCGCAGAGCGUUUCCGCCACGCGACCCGUAGAACCGCCCUCGCGCUCGCCGCCGGAGCCUCGCUACCCUCCGCGCUACGAUCCCCGAUUCCAAGACCAGCGGCACUCGGGGCAGACGGAUGGCGGUCGGGCGACGGCACAAGCUGAGGAUAGACGCCCCGUCACUCCCCAGCGACCCCUAGCGCACCCUUCGCUCCAUCUGGACAAAUCGGGACAGGGGCUCCAUCUGAUCGCCCUGAACGCCCCUCAAAGUGGGAACAUGCGAGGAAUUCGGGGAGCCGACUUCCUGUGUUUCCAGCAGGCCCGGGCCGUGGGCCUCAAGGGCACCUUCCGAGCCUUCCUGUCCUCCAAGCUCCAAGACCUUUACACCAUUGUCCGCAGGUCGGACCGGGACACCUUGCCCAUUGUCAACCUGAAGGAUCAAGUGCUGUUUGACAGUUGGGAAUCCAUCUUUGGCGACCAGGCCAGCCAAAUGAGAAACAACGUCCCCAUCUACUCCUUUGACGGCAGGGAUAUUCUCAGGGACAGCGCUUGGCCCCACAAAUUGGUGUGGCACGGCUCGAGCGACAGAGGCCAGAGGCAAACGGACCACUACUGCGAAACGUGGCGGGCGGGCGAGCAGGCGGUGACGGGGCUGGCGUCGCCCCUGAGCGGCGGCCGCCUUCUGCAGCGCCACUCGCGCAGUUGCUCCAACGCCCACAUUGUCCUGUGCAUCGAGAACGCCUCCACCUUACACUCCCAAGCGUGAGGACGUGAGCAGCUUUUGCCUUUGUUCUCCUUGUCGCCGUCGUUUUUCUUUCCAUUCCGUCGUAAGGUUGUUUUCAAGCAGCAGCUUUUCGGGCCUGGCAGAGGAGGGAGGCGUGCUUCUUUAACAAUCAGCGCCAAAGAGAUCUCCUCUUUUUGUCUCGGGGCCACAUUUUUUCUUCUAAGGUUUGGGAAAAAAGAAAAAGAAAAACCCAAACAGUAAAUACCUUGAGCAUUUUUGUGUGUGUUAAUUGCAAUGUCUUUUGCCUUUCCAAAUGUUAUCUCCAUCCUGUUAUGUAUUUUUUGGAUGUAUUGAUCAUUUCCACCCUUGUUUCCAUUUGACGUUUGAGUUGUGGGUUACUUUUUGGGUACAGCACAUACUGUUUUAAAUUGAAAGAAAAUAUUUAUUUUGAAAUGAAGUUUUAUAAGGACAAACAAAUGAAACUAGAGCUUGCCCAGAUGUUGUUCUUUUUUCUUUUUCUUUUCCUCCAUCACUGUGCCUUGUAACCAGACCAAGCCUGCUUUCCAUUUAAAAAGAGGCCACUUCCGUUGAAUCUAAAUGUUGAUGUUAACGACGUACUCUGCUGCUACGAUUGCUUUCCGGUGCAGCUUUUAUUUGACGCCGCCAGUAUUCAUUGGACAUUUUCCUUCAAUACAAUUUAAAUCAUUUUUUUGUAAGCGAGAGCAAGUGAUUGACUUUAAUCUGUGUUGGGAUUUUGUAUAAAGGUAAAAAAAAAAAAAAAAAAAGCAAUAUUCUGGUGAUAAGACAACUUUAGUGCAACUGAUGCUCGACUGAAUCUGUCGUUUUUAUUCUUCGUUUUCAUCUUAACGCAUCGAGCUGUACUCAUCUUCAAGGCACUGAAUAAAUGUCUUUUCAAACGCCA
Messenger RNA from Syngnathus typhle (broad-nosed pipefish), 5029 nucleotides. It is a transcript of the gene col18a1a, whose product is annotated as collagen type XVIII alpha 1 chain a. The record is from RefSeq and is a predicted model, not a curated record. The transcript has 42 exons. Bases 187 to 4149 code for a protein of 1320 amino acids. Lineage: Eukaryota; Metazoa; Chordata; Actinopteri; Syngnathiformes; Syngnathidae.